Molecule: messenger RNA, 2412 nt
Organism: Sardina pilchardus (European sardine)
Lineage: Eukaryota; Metazoa; Chordata; Actinopteri; Clupeiformes; Clupeidae
Gene: mpzl3
Product: myelin protein zero-like 3
Exons: 7
Coding region: 161-934 (257 amino acids)
Cellular component (GO): plasma membrane
Source: RefSeq, a predicted model, not a curated record
CACCUGUUUGUCAGGUACGCCUGUUGUAUCCUCCUGCUGCUACGCAUAGGAAAGGGUGACUCACGAAAAAAUAUGGAGGACGAGACGAAACCUUACGUGUGAUUUUGUUUUAGUUCUCAUUAUUAUUUUACUCCUGUAAUAUUUAUCCAAGUUUCAGAUUAUGGAUUUACGUGAACCUGUGAGGAUAUCUCUCAACCGCGUUCUCUUUGAGUGUCUUGUGCUGAUCACUGUGCUAUCCUCGGUGUCUUCCAUAAAGGUGAGCGCCCCAUCUGAGAUCGCUGCAGUACGGGGCCAAGAUGUGACCCUGUCCUGCUCGUUCACCUCCAGCAGUGGCCCAACCAGCCGCAUGUCCGUGGACUGGUCCUUCACCCCCGCCGAUGGCGGAGUCCGACAGUCGAUGUUCCACUUCUACGGGACGCCGUUCCCCCCCGUCCAGGGUCCGUUUAAGGAUCGGAUCAAGUGGCUGGGCAGUCCGUCCCGGGGCGAGGCCACCAUCCAGCUCCUCAACGCCACCCUGGCCGACAACGGCACCUACACCUGCUCCGUCAAGAACCCUCCGGACACGCACGGCGCACCCUCCCAGACCGUGCUCACCGUCACGCCCAAAAAGGUGACCAUUCGUCUGUCUGAGGUGAUGGUGCUGCUGCUGUUCGUCCUGGUGCCCUCAGCUGUCAUCGGCAUGGCGCUGCUCUGUCGCAUCCUCUGCCCCUGCUGCCCCCAGGGGGAGACCCCGCCCAAGGGCCAGGGGUAUCACUCAUCCAUCGAAGUCACCGAGAGAGACAUGUAUGACUACAAGCACCCGGCCCAGCGGGAGAAGACUCCGACGUGCUGUGAAAUGUGGUUUACGGACUCUGACGGAGAGGAGGAUGAGUACCACCUUCAUCACCCCGUUCAUCAUCAGAAAGGGGAAGGCAUGGAGGAAUCCCAGUGCUAAUGGUCAAAUGGCCUGACCGGCAGUUAAGGGGGAGUACUAAAUAUGUCACUGGUACAUUAGACGUACUGCCAAGCAGCAUUAAUACUGCAAUCAAUUGGAGGGACCCCUGUGGGAAUGGAUGCUUUCAAAGAAGACACACACACACACACACACACACACACACACACACAUACACACUCUCUAUAUCUGUCUGUCUGUCUCUGUCUCUCUCUCUGUCUCUCCCUCUCUCUCUCUCCCUAACACACUCUCACACUCACACACACAUUCUCUAUCUCUCUCUGUCUCUUUUGUUUCUUUCUCUUUCACUCUCUUUCUCUCUCUCUCUCUCUCUCUCUCUCUCUCUCUCUCUCUCUCUCUCUCUCAGUCUCUCUCUCACUCACACACACAUACACACAUACACACACACACACACACACACACACACACACACACACACACACACACACACACACACACACAGAGACACAUGUAUUUUUCUAGUAUCUGUUUUCAGUAGUAAUGGGUUGAAAACAUGUGAUGUGGGCUCUGGUAGGUGAGAUGACUCAGGGUGAUGAGUCAGCCAGAGAGAUAAUGGUCUUAAUUGGACGCACUGAAUAAUCGGAGAUGUCAUGUAAAUAAUUGGCUGGCCCCUGGCCCUGAAAGGUGCCUGACCCCCCCCCAGUUUGCCCCCCCCCCCCCCCUUGCCUCCAUUCAUUUCAUUGUGCCCUGCGUCUCAUCAUAACGCCUUUCUCAGUCCUCUUUCAGUCUAUUAGUGAGUGGCACCUCUGAAAGCGCUCAAAGCAUUCGCCGAGCCGUGUUUUAAUCAACACUGUUGGCGCUUUUGCAUUGACAAUGUGGAGCCAAUCUCAAUGUCAAAGAAAACAAAUUUGAAAAAUCGUCUAGAAGUAGAUGUGUGUGUGUGUUUUUGUUUUUUUUUAAACUAAAACUUAACUUAAGCUUUUUGAUAAUGAUUUGAUUUGGAUGUGAUGAAUGUGAGAAUCACGUCAAACUGUGAAUCACUUGAUCAAUUAGGAUGUGCUGAAAAUUAGUUUGAUUGAAUGUCCCCAUGCCUUUAAAAGUCAGAUAGAGCUUAAGCUUCCUUUGAUUCUUUGUUUUCUCAUGUUGGAAUUUAUAUUUUAUACAUGAAAUUCUUCAAUGCCCUUUAUUUAAAGACUUAUAGAAGAUAUAUUGUAUAUGUUGUCUAUUUUUUUCUAUAGUGGAGCACUUUACUGGUGUUGUAAUGCAAAUAAAUUUCUGAUUUUCACAUUUCUUAUGAGAACUUGCCUUAGGCUGUCUUUCAUAGACAUAAACAUCAUCUCCCAUUUAGAUGAUCAUAACAAAAGACCCGUGUUCUGUUAUGGAAUAAUGUAUAUUCUGGAUACUGCUGAUGGAAUACAGGAACAAACAGAAGAAAAAUAAUAAAACAAUACUAUUUGUUUCUUGUACAAAACAUGCAUUUCCAAUCGUGUCAAUAAACACCAAAGACAUCAGAAUCAUAA